Messenger RNA from Blastomyces gilchristii SLH14081, 4319 nucleotides. Its product is annotated as aldose 1-epimerase. Gene Ontology annotation, biological process: glucose metabolic process; beta-D-galactose catabolic process via UDP-galactose, Leloir pathway. Bases 492 to 1508 code for a protein of 338 amino acids. The transcript has 2 exons. The record is from RefSeq and is a predicted model, not a curated record. Gene Ontology annotation, molecular function: carbohydrate binding; aldose 1-epimerase activity. Lineage: Eukaryota; Fungi; Ascomycota; Eurotiomycetes; Onygenales; Ajellomycetaceae.
GGAAAUUCUUGACCUCCAUCCCAUCGACGGACAACUUAAAUAGUUAUGCAUGAACAUUAUUAGUUUUACCUGGUCGGACCCCAGGGUAACUAGUUAGUUAAGCCAACAAACGCAGCCAAUAACCUACCACCAACGCAGCUUGGCGGGCAAGGUAAGCUGGGGGCAUAUAUGAAAAACACAGGCGGAAGCAUAAACUAUAUGGAAGGAGGCUGUGAAGGAGUUGGAUUUCAUAUCAUAAAGGUAAGUUAAUAGUAUCUUUCUGUAUGUGUGCCUACAUCAUAGUUGGGUUUGCGCUCGUGGCAAUCAAUCUUUAGGGAACCUUACGACACUUUCGAAUAUCCUGUUUCCUUCCCGGCAGGGUAACUAAGUUACAGUGCCAGUGGUUCCCUACGUAAUAGCAGUUAAUUUCAGCAAACCAUCAUCCCCCGACCUCCCAAGUUCUCCCAACUACCCUAAACUUGCCUGCCCAUCAAAAACACAACCUAUUAAAUAUGACAUCCUCUUCAGAGGAAUCUGCAUUCACCUUUAUUCCACUGGGUGGCAUUCUCCAGGAAUUUCGUGUUGCUGGCAAGAACAUCGUCCUAGGCUUCCCCACCCAGGAGCAUUAUGCCAAGUAUAACACUGCAUACUUCGGCGCCACUAUCGGCCGCACAACAAACCGGCUGAAAGACUCAGUCAUUAACAAUCUCAAUGGAGAAACAUACACCAUUACAACGAAACAGGGCCCGAAUUCAUUGCACGGGGGGAAGGCUGGCUGGAGUUCCAAGGUCUUUGACGGCCCGCAAGCUGUGUCUAAGAAUGGAAAGGAAGGUUUGGAGUUCAAGUACCUAAGCAAGGAUGGUGAUGAGGGCUAUCCGGGCACAGUGGAACUGAGGAUAUGGUAUACAGCUGGCAAGGAGGCAGGGGGGGAGGGGAAGCAGUCCAAAACUGUCCUGGAGAUUGAGUACGAGGUUGAGUUCGUGGGAGAUGAGUGCGAAGAAACUGUGGUGGGAGUUACGAAUCAUACUUACUUCAACCUUGGCGAUGGGCCGACGAUCGAAGGCACAGAAGCAGUUUUGGCCACCGACAAUUAUCUCCCCAUAGAUUCCACAGGUAUUCCCCUCGGUACAAUAGAGCAUUACAAUUUGACAGAGGUUAAAAAGCCUUUCUUCCUCAACGCAACUUCCCCAGACAUUGACGACUGUUUCGUGAUGGAUACGGACCCGGCCUCAAUACCAGUCGACACUCGAUCUCGACCACUGCGUCUAAACGGAGCAUUCAAACACCUGGUCACAGGUAUUAAUCUCGAAGUCCAUUCCACGGAGCCUGCUUUCCAGUUCUACACUGGAAAGUUCAUUAAUAUCCCCGCCGUUGGAGGGGCACCUCCACGGGGACCCCGGUCAGGCUUUUGUGUGGAACCCAGUCGAUAUAUCAACGCACCGAACGAACCCAAUUGGAGAGGGAUGAGUGUCUUGAAGAAGGGGCAAAUUUGGGGGUCCAAGAUUGUGUACAAGGCAUGGAUGGAGUAAAAAAAGAGAGAGUGAAACCCUCAAGGUUUGGCCUGCGAGAAUUGAGGUUGAGAUGGGCACUUCGCCUAAGUUCUUACGCGACGUGUCACUUUACCGCAGAGUUACUCCAGCUUUGCAAGAUUGUAUGUGCGUUAGUUACUUAGAGCUUUAUGGCUGCUUCCUCUUGACUCGGUUUCUAUGCCGAGUUCUCACGUCCGCACCUCUCAUGUCCAAUGAGAAACGGAGAACCUAUCCCGUUUUUGGCCUGCGCCAAUUGAUACCGAAGAAAUGAUCUUGUUUUGCCUGUAGUGCGAUCCUGUUGCUUGGAUGCCCAAUGCACAGCAUCAAUAUUUUCUUCAUUUCCAGACAAAUUCGACAGUCCUCCAAUCCCGAGACAGCUCUUAAAUUUUUUUUCAAAAACUAUUAUCCUCCCAAGGCAACUUAACUGGCAGCCCGGCAGCAAGUAGACCAAUUACUUUUUACCUAACCAUUCGCCGUGGUUUCAAUUUAAAGCAUGUUGAGUUUGUGAAACCUGGCCCGAUAUGAAAUGAAAUAUACCGCCGUGCAUCAUUUAUCGCCCCAAACUUUGGAGCUUUCAGUUAUCAUUGCAAAUAAUAGAUGGAGAGCUUGCGUAUCGUAAUGGAUGUCAACUAUUGGUCUUACCAUGAUCUUCUUCCUUUACUAAGUGGCGGUGACCAUUGACAAUGAGUUUGCAGCGACGUACGCCUUCAUGGAAGGGCUUUCCCCAAGGCCCCGCCCACUGCACUGCCAUUGGUAAGCGUAAUGGGAGGUUAGGUGGAAGGUCAAAAAUAUCGAUGGAUGCACCGGAACAAAAGAUUUUCCCGCUCCGGCUCCAGGUGACCGACGAAACCCUAAUUAUUUAACGGAGAACUCUCUUGGAUCCUUUUCGAUAAUAUUCAGAGAAAUUUCCCUUAUAUAAAAGGCUUUCGAAUAUGCUUUCGCCUUUUAUUACUAUCUCUUACAUGGCACUUCUGGCAGCUUGCAAAGUGGAACGAGUUGACAAGAGUGGUUUGCUUCGUUGUCUCAAGAUGGCUGGAAGCAUUCAAGUUCUUUCUGGGUCCAGUCGUCUGACUUCGGCUGCAAUUCUGAAGGAUUAAAGGAAAGGUGAAAAAUGGGUGCCCUAUCGGAUUUCCUGCUCCCUAAUGAUUAUUUUUCAAUAAUAAUAUACCAACAGAGAGCAAUCCUACACACCCGAAAACCUCACAAUAUCAUUGAUAUUGCACUUCGCCAAUUUUUGUUUCUGUUCCUCAGUAACGCUAUUUGUUUAAAAUCAGGAUAUUGUAGCUCGCGCCUAGCAGGCAAAGAAAUGAAAAUGGCUUCGCGGCUACAUUUCAUAUUAUGUCCAUUUCCAAAACGGUUUUCUUUAAUCUGUUCAGUUAACUACGGCUUGAAAGGGCCAUUUCGUUAACUCCUUCAUCCCGCUAUGGCUUUGUUCAUCGUAAACAAGGCCCUCGAACUUUAAAUACUUCAUCGUCUACCCACAACUCUUUUGUUCAAUCCCUUCUCUUUCUUUAAAUGAUAUACGGGUCUCCAUCUAGAUCCAUGAAAAGUCCGUUAAAUGGUAGUGUUCAAUGAACAAGCCUCCCCCUUGGCUCCUGGACGAACACAUCGAUGAAAGAAAGACACCUCGAGAGUUCUAUUUUGAAACUGACAGCAUGAUCGCGCCAGCGAUGUGUAUUAGCAUACUUGAUUUAUUAUUAAUGGACUGAACCGUGCCCAUCGUGGAGUUUCCACAACUGUCCAAUUUUGGCUUCUUAAUAUUAACAUUACCAACUGCACAUCUCUGGAUAUAAGCACCUAGAUACGUGAUUCCCUUUCCAGUCCAACCCUUCCGCCGCGCACGCUGAACGUUGACUUUACAUCGCAACUCCAUCCUGCAUGUACCUUGCACGUUUAAUGAUUGAUAUUGAAUACGAAAAUCCCCUUGGAGAAAACAAAACCCCUCGAGCAAUAGGUCCCACUUGCAUCGGACGCACUAUAUCACAAAAAAAUAAAACCAAAAAAGAAAACCAGGGAUCGAGGACGACGAAUCCAAAAUCAUGUGCUCCCAGUUUUACAACCACCACUCUUGCGGCCACGCAGUAUUCGUCCGGACAAAAACCUGCGGAUUGAAACAGUUCUGCCCCUUGAUCAAAAAGGAACACAUCGGCAUAAAUUACAUGUGCGAGCGAUGUGCUGCCAAUAUUCUAUUAGCCAUGAAGAGAGACUUGACUGCUAGCCGCAGCAGCAGCAAAUCAGGUAGUCGGAGCCCCAGACGCGCGGGCAGGUCAACAUCGAGAUGAAAAAGGGGUUUUGGAAUUGUUAGCGGAGGAGAUCUGUUUUCAUUGCUUACUUAAUUGGCUUUCUUUGCUACUCACGAAUUUACUGGCAUUAAAUGGUGUUUUGGAUUUGUUCUUUUCAUCCUGGGAGGAGGUCGUUUGCUUUGAGGAAUUUCUUGAUUUAAUUACUGAAAUGAAGAGUGGUGAGGGAUCGAGCCUGGUUGAAAGAAUCACAGAGCCAUUCCCCCGUGAUGAACUCCAUUGUCAUAACGGUUCUUUUUAGCUUUGCAUAUACACUGUAUGUAUGUAUGUAUGUAUGUAUGUACAUACAAUAGUACAAAAAUAGAAUAAGCCCAGCAAACAAUAAAGAUUUAAAUGUCGAUAGAUAAAAUAGCUGUAUCUCUUGCAGGUGUUUCUUCGCCAAUAGUUACUUGUCUCAAUUAGCCCCCCAAAGAAAGAAAUUCACAUAUUUCUUCAACCAACUUCAAUCUGCCCUUGCCAACUUUUCAAUCCGAUAAAUAAAUAAGUCUAUAGGUGAACUAGCCGCUUCCAA